Molecule: messenger RNA, 531 nt
Organism: Lachancea thermotolerans CBS 6340
Lineage: Eukaryota; Fungi; Ascomycota; Saccharomycetes; Saccharomycetales; Saccharomycetaceae
Gene: EGD2
Product: Egd2p
Exons: 1
Coding region: 1-531 (176 amino acids)
Biological process (GO): protein targeting to membrane
Cellular component (GO): nascent polypeptide-associated complex; cytoplasm
Source: RefSeq, a predicted model, not a curated record
AUGUCCGAAAUUCCAGAAAACUCCAACGUGUCGAUCUUUAGCAAGAACGAGAAAAAGGCCAGAGAGGCCAUUUUGAAGUUGGGCUUGAAGCAAGUCCCAGGUAUUUCUCGUGUUACCUUCAGAAAGAAAAACAACCAAAUUUUCGCCAUUGAGAGACCAGAGGUCUACAGAUCCCACGGUGGCAACUUUGUUGUCUUCGGCGAGGCCAAGGUUGACGACUUCCCACAGAGACUUGCCAAGGCACAGCAGGAGGCCCAGCUAGCUGGCCCUGGCGUUGCCGCGGCUGGUGCUGACGCGAUCUCCAAGGACCCUCAGUCGAUCCAAGCUGACAUGGAGGCCGCUGCCGCUGCCAACGAGAACAAGGUUGCUGAGGUUGAGGAAGAGAGCUCGGGCCCCGUCGAUGAAACUGGACUCAACCAGGACGACAUCGAACUGGUCAUGCAACAGGCUAAUGUUCCAAGACAAAAGGCUGCCAAGGCUUUGCGCGAGCAUAACUCUGACAUCGUGAAUGCCAUCAUGUCUUUGUCUUAA